Molecule: messenger RNA, 924 nt
Organism: Diaporthe citri
Lineage: Eukaryota; Fungi; Ascomycota; Sordariomycetes; Diaporthales; Diaporthaceae
Exons: 2
Coding region: 1-924 (307 amino acids)
Molecular function (GO): oxidoreductase activity
Source: RefSeq, a predicted model, not a curated record
AUGACUACCAUCAGGAAGGUCGCCAUCGCUGGUGCCAACGGCGCACUUGGCACCGCACUUUUCGACCAGCUCGUGAAGGGAGGCUUCGAAGUGACCGCCCUGGUCCGCAGCGCGGGCAAGAUCCCCAACCUGCCUGCAUCAGCAAAGGAGGCGGUCGUCGACUUCACCUCCCAAAACUCCCUCGUCGCCGCUCUCAAGGGCCAAGACGCAACCGUCUCGGCAUUGGGCUCACAGCCGGGCACAGCCCAGGCACAGAAGGCGCUCGCCCAGGCGUCCGCAGACAGCGGCGUAAAGCGCUUCAUCCCCUCCGACUUCGGCAGCAACCUCGAAAACGCCGAGGUCCGCAAGCUCGCCGUCUUCAAGGACAAGCUCGAGCUCCGGGAUGAGCUGGUGAGGCUGUCCAAGGAGAGCAAGCUGACCUGGACGAGCGUCAACAACAACGCCUUCCUGGACUGGGGGCUCGAGCACAAGUUCCUCCUCGACCCCGUCGAGGGCAAGGCCACCCUCUGGGAUGGCGGCGACCACCUCAUCUCCGUCACCAGGCUGGCCACCGUGGGGCAGGCCGUCGUCGGCGUCCUGAAGCACCCGGACGAGACUGCGAACCGCGCCGUGUAUGUCCAGGACACCGCUGUAUCGCUCAAGAAGCUCGUCGAGAUCGCCAAGGAGUACACGCCCGGCAAGCAGUGGACGGUCGUCGAGAGCAGCACGGCUGAGGUCGUGCAAAAGUCCAACGAGGCGCUGUCAAAGGGCAUCUUUGAGAUCUGGGUCUUCGUCAGCCUCAUCUUCCGCGCCGCAUUCUCAAACGUCACAGAGGCGCACUUUGUCAAGAACGACAACGCCCUGCUUGGCAUACACGAGCUUUCCGAGGCGGAGCUUAAGGCUGUGGUGAAGGAGACUCUGGCUCGCAUACCCGGAGCGAACUAG